Messenger RNA from Seminavis robusta, 1674 nucleotides. NCBI's taxonomy places the organism in Eukaryota, Bacillariophyta, Bacillariophyceae, Naviculales, Naviculaceae. The record is from the annotation of a GenBank genome assembly.
UUUACCUGCGACUGCACUCGGUCGACUUUGUCGCGGACUUCGAACAAAUAAAACAGCAGAGCUUCUAAAAGGAACGGUGAAACGUUUGGAAGGGAAAGUUUCCAACCACUCCCAGCCAUCCGACAUGGUGCCCACGUGCCCAAGACCAGACUUGGAGGCCAUCUCCCACACAUCACGCAGUCAAACACAGCUCAGACACACAUCCCUAACUCAUUGAUAACUUCCCCUGAUCAUCAACCCACAUCACCAUUAUGCUUUGUCACCUCUAACCUCUCACUGCUUACAGAAGUGGUCUCUGGUACCGCGCAUACAGCAAAUAUUAUGAGCAAAACUACACCACGUUGCACUCGGCCAAUGGAGUCGAGUCCAUGCCCACCCAUCACCAACCGGUAGAACAAUAGGACCACAUAAACUGUAAUCUCUCAUUUGCAAUAGUCCUCUAAAGACAAACGUCACUCCUUCCUUCAUUUGUUACACAGUAUUUCAUCAUCUUUGUUGUUGACCAUGUCGUCUUCUUUUGAAGAGUUUGAUGAUGAUCAGGAGCAUGAUGAUAGUAUGGAUGACACGGAUUUGGAGGCCACUCUGGAGUUGCAGCAGAAAUCGCUGGAAGUCCUGUUGAACUACAGCAGUGUGGUUGUGAGUAAAGACGGAGAACCAGCCAACGAGUUGGCGGCCAUUGCUCGUUCCUACGAAGACUUGGGUCGACUCCACGAGCAACAAGGGAAUCCAAGAGGUGCUCUUCGCAACUAUCGACUCGCCUUGGAAUACCACGAAAGCUCGCCAUCCAAGCAGACGGACGACGAUAUGGAGAUUGACGACGAGGUUUCACCACGCGACUCUCCUACUACAAGAGACAUGAUACAGCUCUAUCGGUCGGUUGCUCGCGUCCAGUUCCGACACUUUUUCCAACACGAAAAGGCGCAAGUGGCUAUUCAAAAGGCCAUUGAUUUGGCCGUUACUGCUAGCACCACGAAGAAGGAUGAUGAUGCUGUGUCUCGAAAGGAAUUGGCAAGUCUCAAUCAGGACAUGGCGCACCUAUUGACAAGUCAGGGAGACUUUGACGGAGCUUUGACAGCUCUCAAGCCACUGUUGGAUUCUACGAAUGACGACGAUGAGGUACUAACCACCCUUGCCAUUCAAGAACAAAUGGCGGAUAUUCUAUUCAGCAAGGGAGAUUUCAAAGGGGCGGAAAAGGAAUAUCUCAAAAUCAUUGAAGCCAGAGAAAAUGGUUUGGGCAAGGGCAGUGGUACCAUAGACAACAAUGAGGACAAUCAAGAUGUGCUGCGCCGUCUCUACCGAGCCAUGGGCUGUCUCUUGUACAAGAAGAAAGAUGACAAUCGUGGGGAUCAGUACUUUCAAAAGGCGGCCACGUUGACCACUUAUCAGCCACUCUUUGUGGCUGAAACCACCACUGGUUUACGAACCAUGGCUGCGUGAGUGAAGAACGCUCUACUUCAAGGCAAUCAAUCAAUGCAUAUUACAUCAGAGCAGGAAGCAACGACCCAAGACACACCGCUGCACCGAACAGACAGGCGCCUCCGAUUUCAAAAGCAAACGUGACGCUGGUUUGAUGCUCAAUAGCAAGCUAUUGGUGGUGCCUGUACAUGUAGGAUAGAUGCAUACACGAUAACACGACAUUCAUAAUUCGUACGUAGCCAGCCAGUUCCUAAAUUC